Molecule: messenger RNA, 951 nt
Organism: Nilaparvata lugens (brown planthopper)
Lineage: Eukaryota; Metazoa; Arthropoda; Insecta; Hemiptera; Delphacidae
Exons: 1
Coding region: 1-951 (316 amino acids)
Biological process (GO): DNA integration
Molecular function (GO): nucleic acid binding
Source: RefSeq, a predicted model, not a curated record
AUGUCGGAUCUUCCCCAUUUUCGUGUGAACGCCUCAUCUGUAUUCGUCCAUGUAGGAGUUGACUUCGCUGGCCCCUUCAAUACGAAGUGCAGCUCACUCAAAAAACCGAGAGUGUAUAAGGGCUAUCUUGCAUUGUUCAUAUGCUUAGCGGUGAAAGCUGUUCAUUUGGAAUAUGUAUCGGAGCUGACCACUGAAUCGUUUCUUGCCGCUUUCGAUAGAUUCACAUCCCGUAGAGGCCUACCUUCUCAUGUAUACUCUGACAACGGAUUGAACUUCGUUGGAGCUGCUAAAAAAUUAUCAGAUAUCUCGAAUUUCUUGGCUGACAGUAAGACUGACAUUUUUAAAGCUCUUGUACAACGUGAAGUAACCUGGCACUUCAAUCCACCUAGCACACCCAAUUUCGGCGGUAUUUGGGAAGCAAAUAUUAAAUCAGCGAAAACACUGUUGAAAAUUCAAAUUGGUGAUAAUCCAAUGACAAUGGAGGAAUAUUUCACAGUGCUCUCUCAUAUUGAAUCAAUUAUGAAUAGUCGUCCUCUAUUGGAGCGUUCACAGGACCCCAACGAGACUUCACCUCUGCUGACACCCGGUCACUUUCUUAUCGGCCGACCGUUGCUACAAGCUGUGGAGAUCCCACUGGAUACUACCACCCCCGUACGGCAGCGAUGGACUCAUCUACGCCGAAUUGUGCAGACGUUUUGGAAUCGAUGGAGUACAGAAUAUCUACAUACGCUUAUGCAGCGAAACAAGUGGAAAACCCACUCAGAACCCUUGAAAGUGGGUCACAUAGUGCUUAUCAAGAACACGAGUACCGCGCCCACAUUGCGGCCUCUAGGCAUAGUCGAACAAAUAUUUCCCGGACAAGACCAAGUAGUAAGAGUGGCAUUGAUUCGCACCGCCUGCGGCCACCUCACACGACCUGUAAACAAACUCAUAGUGUUGCCAAUAGCUUAA